AUGAUUCGUUCAAUCCAUUCGUCGUCAUCAUCUUCUUCGAAGACGCUCUCCAUUAUUCCCCCCCUCACAGCGGAAGAAUGCGGACAGAAUACACCAACUCACGAACAGCCACCGAACACAAGCAGACCUCAUGAACGAACCGAAAGGUCACGAAGAGGGCCAGUAAGGAAAGAAGUCCAAACUAAAGAAUCCCUAUUCGAUGAGCGACUGAAACACGGUCUCGGAGCCCGUUCCUCCACCCCACCGGUGGAAGAACUCUCCCAAGACAAUUUCUUCGGCCUCUCACACGAAUACAGCUUCAGCCAAUAUGAAAUCAACAAUAACCUAAAUAUUGGACUUGACCCUGUAUUUCAAUCGACUGUUAAAAGCCUACCAGAAACAUCUUUCCACGAACCCCAGCCUCAAAGUGGAUGCUACGGCAUUGAUCGGUACCUUGCAACGCCUAGGCACGGGGAUGCAGUCCGUUACUAUCGCCCUUAG
Molecule: messenger RNA, 480 nt
Organism: Orbilia oligospora ATCC 24927
Lineage: Eukaryota; Fungi; Ascomycota; Orbiliomycetes; Orbiliales; Orbiliaceae
Exons: 2
Coding region: 1-480 (159 amino acids)
Source: RefSeq, a predicted model, not a curated record